Molecule: messenger RNA, 876 nt
Organism: Harpia harpyja (harpy eagle)
Lineage: Eukaryota; Metazoa; Chordata; Aves; Accipitriformes; Accipitridae
Gene: ATRAID
Product: all-trans retinoic acid induced differentiation factor
Exons: 7
Coding region: 46-726 (226 amino acids)
Biological process (GO): positive regulation of osteoblast differentiation
Cellular component (GO): intracellular membrane-bounded organelle
Source: RefSeq, a predicted model, not a curated record
GGCGGCGGCGGCGGCGGCGGGGCGUGCCCGGGCUCGUCCGGGACCAUGGGCGCCUUCCUCCCGCUGCUGCCGCCGCUGCUGCUGCUGCUGCCGCCGCUGCCCGGGGCCGCCGGCGGCGCGGCGGUGUGCGGGCGCUGCCCGGGGCCGCUGCGGAACGGUUCCAUCGUAGCCCGGUACUGCGAGUCCCAGGCCGGCACCGAGAGCGAGGGACGCUGCUGCCGGGAACGGGGAGCCCACCCGGAGCGUCUGCUCGGGCUCGACCUCAGCAACUGCUCCCUGCGCAGCCUCCCCCCAGGGCUGGCUGAGGCCGCGGCCGCCAUCGUCCUAGACCUGACAGAGAACCCCCUGACGCCUCUUCCCAAUGGCUCCUUCCUGGGCUUCACCUACCUGCAGCGCCUCGCGGUGCCGCUGGCACUGGAGUGCCCAGGCGGGAGCAGCGCCUGGGAGGAGGUGACGACACACGGGAGCAGCAGGCUCUGCCAGGGCCAGAGGAACCUCUGCAACAGCUCCGUGGAGCUCGCCUGGCUGUGCCCUGAGAACGCUGCCUGUGCCCCGGAUGGCCCUGGCCUCGUCCAGUGCCUCUGCAACAGCCCCUUCCAUGGCUACAAGUGCCUGCGGGAGGGCACUUUCCCUGUGCUGCUUUUCUGUGGGAUCCUGGGAGCCGUCACCCUAUCCCUGUCCCUCCUGCUGUGGGGCACCCAGCGCCGGAAAGCCAAGACCCCCUGAGCGGGGAGGGGGUGCCUGCACCAGCGCCUCUGCUGAGGCCAGGGUCAGGGGGCUCUGGGUGCUGGGGGCUCUGUGUCCCGGGGGGCUCUGUGCCCUGGGGUCUGGCUCGCCAUGUGUGGGCUGGGGAUGAAUAAAACCCGCAGCAUCCUC